Molecule: messenger RNA, 2189 nt
Organism: Juglans regia (Persian walnut)
Lineage: Eukaryota; Viridiplantae; Streptophyta; Magnoliopsida; Fagales; Juglandaceae
Product: palmitoyl-acyl carrier protein thioesterase, chloroplastic-like
Exons: 7
Coding region: 404-1660 (418 amino acids)
Biological process (GO): fatty acid biosynthetic process
Molecular function (GO): acyl carrier activity; fatty acyl-[ACP] hydrolase activity
Source: RefSeq, a predicted model, not a curated record
AAAUAGUCUCCACCUAAGCUGGGGGGAUGUAACUUUGAAGGAGAGGCGGGAGGGGAGGAGAGGGGUCCAGUUGGAUGGAUGGGAUGCUAUAUAUAAAUGGAGUCUGCUCUCCAAUUCUCUACCACCCACGAUUCCGCUGGCCCUAACUCUCUCUCUCUCUCUCUCUCUCUCUCUCUGAUUCUUCCUUUUUGGAAAGUGAGAAACCAAGCUCAGAAAAUUGACAACAGAAGAAGAAAGGAAGUAGAUCGCGAACGCUAGAAGUAACUAGAAAAAAAAAAGCAGUUUUGAAAUUUCUUUGGACACGUCUGUCCCAGGUAUUCUCACUGAUUAAGAGUUUCUCUGAAAACAGUGCUCUGAUUGGCGACAAACGUUGAUUGAUUCCAUUGGGUCGUUGAAAUUCAUCAUGGUUGCUACUGCUGCUACAUCCGCAUUCUUUCCAGCUGUAUCCCCCACUCCAGACUAUGGUACAAAGACGACGUCCAAGCUUUCGAAUUUAGGAGGGAUGAAGUCGAAAUCUGCUAGGUCUUCAAGUGGCUUGCAGGUCAAGACAAAUGCCCAAGCCCCUCCCAAAAUAAAUGGUACCUCGGUUGGGUUGGCAACACCUGUAGAAGGUGUGAAAAAUGAGUGCGACACAUUGUCACCUGCCCCUAGGACUUUCAUUAACACGUUACCUGAUUGGAGCAUGCUUCUUGCCGCUAUCACCACAAUCUUCUUGGCUGCUGAGAAGCAGUGGAUGAUGCUUGAUUGGAAACCAAGGCGGCCUGACAUGCUCAUUGACCCUUUUGGUCUUGGGAGAAUUGUUCAGGAUGGUUUGGUGUUCCGGCAGAAUUUUUCUAUUAGAUCAUAUGAAAUAGGUGCCGAUCGUACAGCUUCUAUAGAGACAUUGAUGAAUCAUUUGCAGGAAACUGCCCUUAAUCAUGUUAAGAGUGCUGGACUUCUUGGUGAUGGCUUUGGUUCAACGCCAGAGAUGUGCAAAAAGAACCUGAUAUGGGUGGUUACGCGAAUGCAGGUGGUGGUAGAUCGCUAUCCUACUUGGGGUGAUGUUGUUCAAGUAGACACUUGGGUCAGUCCAUCUGGAAAGAAUGGUAUGCGGCGUGAUUGGCUUUUACGCGAUUCUACAUCUGGUGAAACUCUAACGAGAGCCUCCAGUGUUUGGGUGAUGAUGAAUAAACAAACCAGGAGGUUAUCUAAGAUUCCACCAGAAGUACGAGGGGAAAUAGAGCCUUACUUUACGGAUACCCUUCCUGUUGUGGAAGAGGAUAGCAGAAAACUACAAAAGCUGGAUGACAAUACAGCGGACUUUGUCCGUACUGGAUUAAGCCCCAGAUGGAGUGAUUUAGAUGUCAACCAGCAUGUCAACAAUGUGAAGUACAUUGGCUGGAUCCUUGAGAGUGCUCCAUUGCCGAUCUUGGAGAGCUACGAACUUUCUUCCAUGACUUUGGAGUAUAGGAGGGAGUGUGGGAAGGACAGCGUGCUUCAGUCAUUGACUGCCGUCUCCUGCAAUGGCAUUGGUAAUUUGGGAAAUUUAGCCGACAUCGAGUGCCAGCACUUGCUUCAACUUGAGAAUGGAGCAGAGAUUGUGAGGGGUAGAACUGGGUGGAGGUCCAAACAUGCCAGCAACUUUGGGACUCUUGGUGAGGUUCCAGUUGAAAGCACCUAAUACAUGAGUGCCUUGAAGCUGGUAUGGCAAUAGUCUCCACUCUCGGCGCCCAUGGCAUGUUUAGAAUCAUCCUGCACGUGUUCCUUGGAUCUAUUAUUCAUAUAUGUUUCUUUUCCUCCAUAUAAUAUUCCUUCUGUUUUGUCUUCUUUCGUGAAAAAGCAUUCCUAUUGUAAGUAGCUCUUUCUGUACACACAACUCUCUCUCUCUCUCUCAAGGCCUCCCCUUUGCCCGCCUCACCUGGUUGGUAUGGUGGACCCAAAAGGUGCAAUGUCUGCCAUUCUGGCAGUUAACCUUAGCUUUCUGGCAUAUCUGGGCGAUUCAUCUUAUUUAAUAGCAUAACGUGUAUAUUUUUUUUAUACAUUCUUUUUAUUUUUAUUUUUUUUGCUAUUCAGAAAUGGCGAAAUGUCCUCUUAUUGCUGCAUUUAUUGCUGCUGAUGACUUCACUUGUAAUUCCAUUUUGUUUGGAUGCAACAGCUUUGUAAUGUCUGUGACUGGGUUUUCAAUAAGAAAUUGGCAUGAAAUUGGGACA